Knipowitschia caucasica is the source of this 1764-nucleotide messenger RNA. NCBI's taxonomy places the organism in Eukaryota, Metazoa, Chordata, Actinopteri, Gobiiformes, Gobiidae. The record is from the annotation of a GenBank genome assembly.
AUGGCGGGUCCAGAGCAGUCCCAGCAGCAGCAGCAGGUCGAGGAGAAGGCAGAGCCCAUAGAUGAUGCUGAGAUGGCCCUGCAGGGCAUCAACAUGCUCCUGAACAACGGCUUCAAGGAGAGCGACGAGCUGUUCCGGAGAUACAGAACACAGAGCCCUCUGAUGAGCUUUGGAGCCAGCUUUGUCAGUUUCCUGAACGCCAUGAUGACGUUUGAGGAGGAGAAGAUGCAGACGGCCUGUGACGACCUGAAGACCACAGAGAAACUGUGUGAGAGCGACACCGUCGGAGUCAUCGAGACCAUUCGCAACAAGAUCAAGAAGAGCAUGGACUCGCAGAGGUCUGGUGUGACGGUGGUGGAUCGGCUGCAGAGACAGAUCAUCGUGGCGGACUGUCAGGUGUACCUCGCUGUGCUCUCCUUUGUCAAACAAGAGUUAUCUGCUUAUAUCAAAGGCGGCUGGAUCCUGCGUAAGGCCUGGAAAAUGUACAACAAGUGCCACAGCGACAUCUCCCAGCUGCAGGAGGCUUCUCAGCGCCGCUCCUCCGUCCCAGACUCCAUGAGCACAGACAACCACAACCACAGCCCCCAGUCCAGUCCUGACACCAGCCCCCAGCCCAAGGGGGACAGCGUGGUCUCGGACGAGGCCCUGGACCGCCUCAAGGGCUCGGUCAGCUUUGGCUACGGCCUGUUCCACCUCUGCAUCUCCAUGGUCCCUCCUCACCUGCUGAAGAUCAUCAACCUGCUGGGGUUUCCCGGGGACCGGCUCCAGGGGCUGUCCUCUCUGAUGUACGCCAGCGAGAGCAAAGACAUGAAGGCGCCACUUGCUACGCUGGCCCUCCUGUGGUACCACACGGUAGUGCUGCCUUUCUUUGCCCUGGACGGAUCAGACACUCGCGCUGGGCUGCUCGAGGCCAAAGAGAUUCUGGAGAGAAAGUCUUUAGUUUAUCCAAACUCCUCCCUCUUCAUGUUCUUUCGGGGCAGAGUCCACCGGCUAGAGUGCCAAAUCAACAGUGCUUUGGCCUGCUUCCACGAUGCUCUGGAGCUGGCCUCGGACCAAAGAGAAAUCCAGCAUGUGUGUCUGUAUGAAAUCGGUUGGUGCAGUAUGAUAGAGCUCAACUUUGAAGAUGCAUAUCGAGCUUUUGAGCGACUGAAGAAUGAAUCUCGCUGGUCUCAAUGCUACUAUGCUUAUUUGACUGGAGUUUGUCAAGGAGCAGCGGGAGACCUGGAAGGAGCUCACGCCGUCUUCAAAGAUGUGCAGAAGCUUUUUAAACGGAAAAACAAUCAGAUAGAGCAGUUUGCUGUCAAAAGGGCUGAGAGAUUGAGAAAGAUGUCCCCGACGAGAGAACUGUGCAUUCUGGGAGUGAUCGAGGUGCUGUAUCUGUGGAAGGCUUUGCAAAACUGUUCCCCGUCCAAACUGCAGAUUAUGAACCAGGUGUUGCAGCGAGUGGAGGACUCUUCAUGCCGAGGCCUGAAGCACCUACUGCUCGGCUCCAUUCAUAAAUGUCACGGGAAUAUCAGAGACGCAGUUCAGUCAUUCCAGAUGGCUGCAAGAGAUGAAUACGGCCGCCAGAUUAACUCCUAUAUUCAGCCUUAUUCUGUCUAUGAGCUCGGCUGUUUACUACUGGGAAAAGCAGAGACUGUUGGAAAAGGGAGAUCUUUUCUUCUCCAAGCCAAGGACGAUUUCACAGGUUACGACUUUGAAAACAGGCUCCACGUCCGGAUACACUCAGCCCUGGCCUCUAUAAAGGAUGUAGUGCCUCAGUGA